GUAAGGAGGUCGUAGCUAGCACGGUGUUACCUCCUAGCUAGCUAGCUCUAUAGCUAGAACAUUAGGACUCCGGGAGAAGCUGAAGAAAAAACGCCAUGGCUCAAAUCCUGCCUAUCCGCUUCCAGGAGCAUCUGCAGCUCCAGAACCUGGGCAUCAACCCAGCCAACAUUGGAUUCAGCACUCUAACCAUGGAGUCCGACAAGUUCAUCUGCAUUAGAGAGAAAGUGGGAGAACAGGCCCAGGUUGUCAUCAUUGACAUGGCUGACCCCAACACUCCUAUUCGCAGGCCCAUUUCUGCGGACAGUGCUAUCAUGAACCCUGCCAGCAAAGUUAUUGCACUGAAAGCUGCUAAGACCUUGCAGAUCUUCAACAUUGAGAUGAAGAGCAAGAUGAAGGCUCACACGAUGACGGAUGAUGUGACCUUCUGGAAAUGGAUCUCCCUUAACACCGUCGCCCUGGUCACAGACAAUGCAGUCUACCACUGGAGCAUGGAGGGAGACUCACAGCCAAUCAAAGUCUUUGACCGCCACUCAAGCUUGGCUGGUUGUCAGAUCAUCAACUACCGCACUGAUGCUAAACAGAAAUGGCUGCUGCUCAUUGGCAUCUCAGCACAGCAAAACCGUGUGGUGGGGGCUAUGCAGCUUUACUCUGUGGACAGAAAGGUGUCUCAGCCCAUUGAGGGCCAUGCCGCUGGCUUCGCCCAAUUUAAGAUGGAGGGAAACACUGAGGAGUCGACUCUAUUCUGCUUUGCCGUGCGGGGACAGGCAGGAGGAAAGCUGCAUAUCAUUGAAGUGGGGACUCCACCAGCUGGUAACCAACCUUUUCCAAAGAAAGCUGUUGAUGUUUUCUUCCCUCCAGAGGCCCAGAAUGACUUCCCUGUCGCCAUGCAGAUUAGCUCCAAGCAAGAUGUGGUCUUCCUCAUCACCAAAUAUGGCUAUAUCCAUUUAUAUGACCUGGAGACUGGCACCUGCAUUUACAUGAACAGGAUCAGUGGGGAGACCAUCUUCGUCACCGCCCCCCAUGAGCCCACUGCUGGCAUUAUUGGCGUAAACAGGAAAGGGCAGGUGCUGUCCGUGUGUGUGGAGGAGGAGAACAUCAUUCCCUACAUUACUAAUGUGCUCCAGAACCCAGAUCUGGCUCUGCGCAUGGCCGUCCGCAACAACCUGGCUGGCGCCGAAGAGCUGUUUGCCCGCAAGUUCAACACCCUGUUUGCAGCAGGGAACUACUCAGAGGCUGCCAAGGUGGCCGCCAAUGCACCCAAGGGUAUCCUGCGUACUCCAGACACCAUCCGUCGUUUCCAGAGCGUGCCGGCCCAGCCAGGCCAGACGUCUCCACUGCUCCAGUACUUUGGUAUUCUACUAGACCAGGGCCAGCUCAAUAAGUUUGAGUCUCUGGAGCUUUGCAGGCCUGUGCUACAGCAGGGACGCAAGCAGCUGCUGGAGAAGUGGCUCAAAGAGGACAAGCUUGAGUGCUCUGAGGAGCUUGGGGACCUGGUGAAGUCUGUUGACCCCACUUUGGCCCUCAGCGUCUACCUUAGAGCCAAUGUCCCCAACAAGGUCAUCCAGUGCUUUGCAGAAACAGGACAGUUCCAGAAGAUAGUCCUGUAUGCCAAGAAGGUGGGCUACACCCCUGACUGGAUCUUCCUGCUGAGGAAUGUGAUGAGGAUCAGCCCAGAGCAGGGCCUGCAGUUUUCCCAAAUGCUAGUCCAGGAUGAGGAGCCACUGGCUGACAUCACACAGAUCGUGGAUGUAUUUAUGGAGUACAACUUAAUUCAGCAAUGUACAUCUUUCCUGCUUGAUGCUCUAAAAAACAACAGACCCAUGGAGGGACCGCUCCAGACACGCCUGCUUGAAAUGAAUUUGGUCCACGCACCACAGGUUGCAGAUGCCAUCCUGGGCAACCAGAUGUUCACCCACUAUGACCGCGCCCACGUGGCCCAGCUGUGUGAGAAGGCAGGUCUCCUGCAGAGGGCACUAGAGCACUACACCGACCUGUAUGACAUCAAGCGUGCCGUGGUUCACACACACCUGCUCAACCCGGAGUGGCUGGUGAAUUUCUUCGGCUCCUUGUCUGUGGAGGACUCAUUGGAGUGUCUGAGGGCCAUGCUAUCUGCCAACAUUCGCCAGAACCUGCAGAUCUGUGUCCAGGUGGCCUCCAAAUACCAUGAGCAGCUUUCCACCCAAUCCCUCACUGAGCUCUUUGAGUCCUUCAAAAGUUUUGAGGGACUGUUCUACUUCCUGGGUUCUAUUGUGAACUUCAGCCAGGACCCAGAGGUCCACUUCAAGUACAUUCAGGCUGCGUGUAAGACGGGCCAGAUCAAAGAGGUGGAGAGGAUCUGUCGGGAGAGCAACUGCUACGAUCCUGAACGUGUCAAAAACUUUCUUAAGGAAGCUAAGCUGACCGACCAGCUGCCUCUGAUCAUUGUGUGCGACCGCUUUGACUUUGUCCAUGACCUGGUCCUGUACCUCUACCGCAAUAGCCUGCAGAAGUACAUUGAGAUCUAUGUUCAGAAGGUGAAUCCCAGCCGGCUGCCAGUAGUUAUUGGAGGUCUGCUGGAUGUGGACUGUGCUGAAGACGUGAUCAAGAACCUAAUCAUGGUGGUUCGAGGGCAGUUCUCUACUGAUGAACUGGUGGCAGAAGUGGAGAAGAGAAAUAGACUGAAGCUUCUGCUACCUUGGCUGGAGGCUCGUAUCCAUGAAGGAUGUGAGGAGCCAGCUACCCAUAAUGCCUUGGCCAAGAUCUAUAUUGACAGCAAUAACAACCCUGAACGCUUCCUGAGGGAGAACCCCUACUACGACAGUUGCGUGGUGGGCAAGUACUGUGAGAAGAGAGACCCCCACCUGGCCUGUGUGGCCUAUGAGAGGGGACAGUGCGACCAGGAGCUUAUUCAUGUCUGCAAUGAAAACUCCCUGUUCAAGAGUCUGUCUCGCUACCUGGUCCGUCGCAAGAACCCUGAGUUGUGGGCAAGUGUGUUGCUGGAGAGCAACCCCUACAGAAGACCCCUCAUUGACCAGGUUGUCCAGACAGCCUUGUCAGAGACCCAGGACCCAGAGGAAGUAUCAGUCACAGUCAAGGCCUUCAUGACAGCUGACCUUCCUAACGAACUCAUUGAGCUACUGGAGAAGAUUGUCCUGGAUAACUCUGUCUUCAGUGAGCACAGGAACCUUCAGAACUUGCUGAUCCUGACAGCCAUUAAGGCAGACCGAACCCGUGUGAUGGAGUACAUCAACCGUCUGGACAAUUAUGAUGCCCCAGACAUCGCUAACAUUGCCAUCAGCAAUGAACUCUUCGAAGAGGCCUUCGCCAUCUUUAGGAAGUUUGAUGUUAACACUUCUGCUGUGCAGGUGCUGAUUGAGCACAUCGGUAACCUCGACCGGGCGUAUGAGUUUGCUGAGCGUUGCAAUGAGCCUCCAGUGUGGAGCCAGCUGGCUAAAGCCCAGCUUCACAAGGGUCUUGUGAAGGAGGCCAUUGACUCCUACAUCAAGGCAGAUGACCCCUCGGCCUAUAUGGAGGUGGGACAGGCAGCUGCACAGAGUGGUAACUGGGAGGACCUCGUGAAGUUCCUCCAGAUGGCCCGUAAGAAAGCCCGUGAGUCCUAUGUUGAGACAGAGCUGAUAUUCGCCCUGGCCAAGACUAAUCGCCUAGCUGAAUUGGAGGAGUUUAUCAAUGGACCCAAUAAUGCUCACAUUCAACAAGUGGGUGACCGUUGCUAUGAUGACAAGAUGUAUGAGGCAGCCAAACUUCUUUACAACAAUGUGUCCAACUUCGGCCGACUUGCCUCCACUCUGGUGCACCUGGGGGAGUACCAGGCCGCCGUGGAUGGAGCCCGCAAGGCCAACAGCACCCGCACCUGGAAGGAGGUGUGCUUUGCCUGUGUGGAUGGGAAGGAGUUCCGUCUAGCCCAGAUGUGUGGCCUGCACAUUGUCGUCCAUGCCGAUGAACUGGAGGAGCUCAUCAACUACUACCAGGACCGUGGCUACUUUGAGGAGCUGAUCACCAUGCUGGAGGCGGCCCUGGGCCUGGAGCGUGCUCACAUGGGCAUGUUCACUGAGCUGGCCAUCCUCUACUCCAAGUUCAAACCCCAGAAGAUGAGGGAGCACCUGGAGCUCUUCUGGUCUCGUGUCAACAUUCCAAAGGUCCUGAGGGCAGCAGAGCAAGCCCACCUGUGGGCAGAGUUGGUGUUCCUGUAUGACAAGUAUGAGGAGUAUGACAAUGCCAUCAUCACCAUGAUGAACCACCCCGCUGAUGCCUGGAAGGAGGGCCAGUUCAAAGACAUUGUCACCAAGGUGGCCAAUGUGGAGCUGUACUACAAGGCCACCCAGUUUUACCUGGAGUUCAAACCAUUGCUACUAAAUGACCUGCUCAUUGUCCUCUCUCCAAGACUGGACCACACACGUGCUGUCAACUUCUUCACAAAGGUCAAGCAGCUGCCCUUGGUUAAACCGUACCUGCGGUCAGUCCAAAAUCACAACAACAAGUCAGUCAAUGAAGCACUCAACAACCUUUUCAUUGCAGAGGAAGAUUAUGCGGCUCUGCGCACCUCCAUCGAUGCCUAUGACAACUUUGACAACAUCUCGCUGGCCCAGGGCCUAGAAAAGCACGAGCUGAUCGAAUUCAGAAGGAUCGCAGCCUAUCUUUUCAAGGGCAACAACCGCUGGAAACAGAGUGUCGAGCUCUGCAAGAAGGACAAGCUUUACAAGGAUGCCAUGCAGUACGCCUCAGAGUCCAAGGACACAGAGCUGGCAGAGGAGCUGCUGGCAUGGUUCCUGGAGGAGGACAAGAAGGAAUGCUUUGCCGCCUGCUUGUUCACUUGCUAUGACCUGUUGCGGCCUGAUGUGGUGCUGGAGACCGCCUGGAGGCACAACAUCAUGGACUUCUCCAUGCCAUACUUCAUCCAGGUUAUGAGGGAGUACCUCUCCAAGGUUGAUGCGAUUAAGGAAAAGGUGAAAGUGGACAAUCUUGAAGCCUCUGAAUCUCUGAGGAAGCAGGAGGAGCAAGCCACAGAGUCCCAGCCCAUCGUUUAUGGCACGCCCCAACUCAUGCUCACGGCAGGACCCAACGUGGCUGUACCUCCUCAGCAGCCCUACGGCUAUGGCUACACAGCGCCCACUGGCUACGGCCAGCCCCCACAGGCCGGCUUUGGCUACGGCAUGUGAACACCCACUGACCCAAAUCCCCUCCACCAUCUCAACUUGCCAGACCUAAACGCAACACCUUCCUUCUUCACCAACCUUUCCACUUGUCUGUCUCUCCUUGUUUCUCAUCAGCUUACCGUGGUCUUUUAUUCACAACAGGGGCGAAAAGCAAGCAAUGACCCGCUCUUAUUUGAAUUACUAUUUUUUUAUGUUGUCCCGUUGAGGAAAAUGUGUGACUGCUAUGAAGGACUUUUAUUUGUACUGUUUGAAAUGAAACUGGACCAUACGUCAAAUUUGUCUUUCCACAUUCCAUAUUUAUGACUACUUAUGAUUUAGAAAAUUUUCUUCUUUGUGUAUGUUUACAUGGUUUUUUUUUGUGGUUUUUUUUUUUUGGUGUAUUUUUGUGCAAAGUGGACUUGCUAAAGCAUUGAUGUUGGUGGAGCAGCAUUCAAUUUGCACUCUGACGUGAGAAGGAAUUAAUGUAGAAAGCUCUUAAUUUUGAUGUACUGAUCAUGUCAGCAGCUUACAAUGUCUCGUUUGUAUAAUGCAUUUCAUCAUUGUAUAUUCUGAGGAAAAAAUAUUUGAACAUAUAUUGCCAUUUGGAUGGCUAUAGCUAGCAACACUAAUUGACAAUAGUAUAUUCUGCACAAGUGUGUAGCUUUAUGGAGUUUUAAAUGCAUACAGAUGUAUGUGUGAGAGAGAGAGAGAAGGUGUGUGUGUGUGUGUGUGUGUGUGUGUGUGUGUGUGUGUGUGUGUGUGUGUAACCUAAUGUUCUGAAUAAGAGUUUUAACUCCUUCUCGGCCUGUACUAGGCUAUCCAGUCCCCCACUAGAUGUUAGUUGGCCUUCACCGGCUCCAUGUAUUUAGGUGACCUCUUGUGCCGUGUACAGUGCUUGUGCGUGAGACCGUUUCUGUGUAUGUACAAAGGGACCACGACUGCGAUAACCCCAGGGACCCUCAGAUGUACGAUAUGUGUGUUAUUUACUCCAAAAACUCUCCUCGUGGCGAGGCCCACGUAUGCCAGGUGUUGUGGUGUUUCCCUAGGUCACCAAUACCUUUUGCGUGUACAGAUGUGAAAAAGACGACUUGAAAACUUUUAGAUGGAAAUCCUGCUUGUCCUCCACCCACCCACCCCACCCCACCCCACCUGUCCUGCUCCUGUCCUUGAGUGCGCUUGGCACCGAGGAACCCACAGAGGAAGCGGCAGCGGGGCGGUGGAACCAUUGGUGUCCUCAUGUCGACUUGAUUAGAUCCGUGAAAACACUCCUUUUAGGUUAUGCAUUUAGAUGACUAUGAUGAAGAAAUUAGAUGUCAGUACAUCAUGCAGUUCUUUAAGAAUGGUCUGAAAUAAAAGCCUGUAUUUACCUUGAUGUAAUACACUGCUGUAAAUGCUUUGAGCUGUGUGUGUGUGUGUGUGUGUGUGUGUGUGUGUGUGUGUGUGUGUGUGUGUGUGUGUGUAUGUAUAAAAUGGUCAUCUUAACCCUCCCAUGUGAUGAAUUCCUUUUCUGUUGUCUUGCAUAUCAAAAGUAAAGAUGGUGUGUCACUUAUUAAGUGGAAGAAUUUCACUUAACUGAAAGGGAAAUGCUAGCAUACAUAAACAAAUGGACCAAAUCAAUUUGGAGCAUAUCUGUGUGAUAGGGAGAGAUUAUUGUGCUUCUGUAUGGAUUUUUAGUAACUUAAUAUAGUAUGACUUGCAUUUUGGUUUGUUUUUUGUAGUGAGGGGUCAGAUAAA
Molecule: messenger RNA, 6866 nt
Organism: Lampris incognitus (smalleye Pacific opah)
Lineage: Eukaryota; Metazoa; Chordata; Actinopteri; Lampriformes; Lampridae
Product: clathrin heavy chain 1-like
Exons: 33
Coding region: 96-5156 (1686 amino acids)
Biological process (GO): mitotic cell cycle; intracellular protein transport; clathrin coat assembly
Cellular component (GO): clathrin complex; spindle; clathrin coat of trans-Golgi network vesicle
Molecular function (GO): clathrin light chain binding; structural molecule activity
Source: RefSeq, a predicted model, not a curated record